GAAUCUCUCUCUCUCUCUCUCUAAAAGAAGAAACAUUUUCUUGGUGUGUCUAUCUUUCCAUCAUCUCUUUACCUUUUGGUUCUUCGAAAAAGAGAAAAGGGAGAUAGAAAGAAAGAAACCCAGAGGAAGAGAAAUUCUAAGAACAGAAAUUGAGCGCUAUGCUUUUCUUUAUGGGCAUGAAUUUGUAACUUACAAGAGAUAGUAGAGUUGGGGUUUUUUUUUAUUAUUCAUUUCUUAAUAAAUAUAGUAAUUUUCUUAUUCUUCGUCUUCUUUUUUUUUUGGCGUGUGUGUUGUUUGGUAUUAAUGGGUAACUGUUUGUGUAGACUUGAGCCCUUUAAUCACAAAGUUUCUGCAAACGCUAAAUCAGAAUCACCUAAAGAACAGAGUCCAACAGAAGAAGAGACGUAUGUUAAAGAAGUUCAAAAGCUGCCAUCGAACCCAAAAGAAGUAGAAGAUCUAAGACGUGACUCUGCAGCGAAUCCUUUGAUAGCUUUCACAUACGAUGAGCUCAAGAACAUUACAAGUAACUUCAGACAAGACAGAGUUCUCGGUGGUGGAGGAUUCGGAAGUGUCUACAAAGGUUUUAUAAAAGAGGAUUUGGGUGAUCAAGAAGUUCCUCAACCACUUCCUGUAGCAGUUAAAGUUCACGACGGCGACAAUAGCUAUCAGGGUCACAGAGAAUGGCUGGCAGAGGUGAUAUUCUUGGGGCAGCUUUCGCAUCCGAAUUUGGUGAAACUGAUCGGAUAUUGCUGUGAGGAUAAUCACCGGGUGCUAAUCUAUGAGUACAUGGCUCGUGGUAGCGUCGAAAAUAAUCUGUUCUCAAGAGUGUUGCUUCCUCUUUCAUGGGCAAUUAGAAUGAAGAUUGCUUUUGGAGCAGCAAAAGGACUCGCCUUUCUUCACGAAGCAAAGAAACCAGUCAUUUAUCGCGAUUUCAAAACCUCCAACAUUCUUCUAGACAUGGAAUACAAUGCCAAACUAUCUGACUUUGGACUCGCUAAAGAUGGUCCUGUAGGAGAUAAAUCGCACGUUUCCACUCGUAUAAUGGGAACUUAUGGCUAUGCAGCUCCCGAAUACAUCAUGACAGGCCAUUUGACGCCUGGGAGUGAUGUGUACAGCUUCGGUGUAGUACUGUUAGAGCUUCUCACAGGAAGAAAAUCAUUAGACAAAUCAAGGCCUACGCGUGAGCAGAACCUCAUAGAUUGGGCUCUUCCAUUGCUGAAAGAGAAGAAGAAAGUCUUGAACAUUGUAGACCCGAGGAUGAACUGUGAAUAUCCGGUUAAAUCGGUUCAAAAGGCUGCAAUGUUAGCCUACCAUUGCCUUAACCGGAACCCAAAGGCUCGGCCUCUAAUGCGGGACAUUGUAGAUUCUUUGGAGCCUCUUCAGGCCACCGAAGAGGAGGCUUUGCUCGUCCCAACUGUUCAGAAAGCUGUAAUUACCAUCAUCGACGAAAUGCCUAAGAAUGGGUUGAAGAAAGUUGAAGAGUUGAAGAAGGUUGAGGAGGUGAAGAAAGUUACUGAAGAUGAAGAUUAUUAACAGUGCAAUUGAUCACUUGGUUUCUUUUGUUUUUUUUUUUCUUUCUUUUUCUUGAUAUACAAUCUGAAAACUACAUUGUGUUGUGUGUAUUUUGACUAAAUACAAGGUUAAGAGAGAGAUAUAUACAA
This is a messenger RNA of Eutrema salsugineum, 1661 nucleotides long. RefSeq names its product probable serine/threonine-protein kinase PBL16. The record is from RefSeq and is a predicted model, not a curated record. Lineage: Eukaryota; Viridiplantae; Streptophyta; Magnoliopsida; Brassicales; Brassicaceae. The transcript is spliced from 6 exons. Gene Ontology annotation, molecular function: ATP binding; protein kinase activity. Bases 304 to 1533 code for a protein of 409 amino acids. Gene Ontology annotation, biological process: protein phosphorylation.